This is a messenger RNA of Culex quinquefasciatus (southern house mosquito), 993 nucleotides long. RefSeq lists its product as uncharacterized. The transcript has a single exon. NCBI's taxonomy places the organism in Eukaryota, Metazoa, Arthropoda, Insecta, Diptera, Culicidae. The coding region runs from base 1 to 993 and encodes 330 amino acids. The record is from RefSeq and is a predicted model, not a curated record.
AUGUACCACCAGGUACUCGUGCACCCGGAUGACCGAGACUACCAACGCAUCGUCUUCCGGGAGGAACCAGAUCAACCGAUCAAGCACUACCGUCUCUGCACAGUGACGUACGACACUAAGACCGCACCGUACCUGGCAAUCGAGUCAAUGCGGGCGGCGGCCAAGGCUUACGACGACGUCUACCCACAGGCAGUAGAACGAAUCAAACGGGAUUUCUACGUAGAUGAUUUCCUGUCCGGAGCCGACGACACGAACGAAGCGACGUGUCUGAAGCAGCAAGUGGUAGAAAUCCUCUCGUCGGCGGGGUUUGAACUCCGCAAGUGGACCUCAAACAACCAAGAACUCCUCCAAGAGCAGCUUACCGACAAGUCCGCUCCAGUCCUGAUGAAGUUUUCCGAGCAAGGAGAAGCAGUGAAGGCGCUUGGCAUCCAGUGGUUCCCAACGGAGGACGUGUACGGAUUCAAGGUCAACCUCCCCGACAUUUCGUUCAUCUUCACCAAACGCCAGAUGAUAUCGGAUUCAUCUAAACAGUUCGACCCGUUUGGCUGGUUGGCACCUGUGCUGGUGAAGAUCAAGAUCCUGUACCAGCAACUCUGGCUGUUCGACGUCAACUGGGACGACUCACUGCCGCCGGCGGUGAAGGCGGAGUGGCAGGAAGUGCGGAGUACUCUGCACUUACUCGAGAACAUGCGGAUCCCACGAUACCUCUCCCCCUUUCGUGGUCGAAUCCAACUGCACGGAUUUUCGGACGCUUCCGAGCAGGCGUACGCAGCCGUCGUCUACGCCAGGUCGGUUGACGCCAAUGGCAACAUCUCGGUGGUUCUAAUUGCCGCCAAAUCUCGAGUCGCACCGAUCAAGCAAGUGUCGCUGCCAAGACUGGAACUUUGCGGUGCGUGGCUGCUUGCACUACUGAUGGAGCGCAUAACAGAAGCCUUGUCGCACCUCGCAAUCGAGCACUGGGCCUGGACGCAUUCGACCAUCGUGUUCAACUAG